Molecule: messenger RNA, 525 nt
Organism: Penaeus monodon (black tiger shrimp)
Lineage: Eukaryota; Metazoa; Arthropoda; Malacostraca; Decapoda; Penaeidae
Exons: 4
Coding region: 16-453 (145 amino acids)
Source: RefSeq, a predicted model, not a curated record
CAAGCUUGUUGUUGCAUGACUGAAGAGAAGUUAGUCGCAGCCUUGCUUUUACUCUGUGAACACGGGCAUUUUAAUUACUGUGUAGUAUUCGACGCUUGGUUAAAGUGGUUUCGUGUCCUCUUUUUCCAGGUCUUUUUCACUACCAGAAUGUCUCAAGAUAUUGUUCAGAUGCCAGUGGAAAAAAAGUACGGGCGGGAUCAUGAGUACUUCACAGCAGAAGCCGUCAUGAACCUGUUCGUUUUGGGAGUAAUCUUCCUCGCCAUUUCACUCGCCGGGUUCAUCGCCUCUACUACCUAUUGUACUGUUAGACAAGGCGGUACUUGGGUCAACACGUGUAUAUUCGAAACCAGGGCGUCUCUUGGUAUCGGUGCGGCCGCUGCGUCGGCAGGAGUUAUCUUCAUUAUUGCCGGCUGCGUGGGACUUACGAAAAGGGGUGUUUUUGAGGAAAAAUAAAUGGUUUUACAUCUGUUCGAGGGAACUAUGUGAUCAUUCAUACAAUUUAUGUACAAUAAAUGUUUAAUAUGC